AUGCUGGCGCCAGCACUUGAUACUCUUUCUGAUGACCUCAACGUCGAGUCAGACAUCGAGACCUAUCUCUUGAUGUCCAUCUUCCUCCUCGCCUACGCGGUCGGCCCUUUUGUUCUGGCACCGCUAUCAGAGAUGUACGGCCGAGUCGUCGUGCUUCAGUCAGCCAACAUGUUCUAUCUCGUCUUUAACACCGUUUGUGGUUUCUCCACGUCGAAGGAACAGAUGCUCGCAUUUCGAUUUCUAAGCGGUCUGGGCGGGAGUGCACCCCAAGCUCUUGGCGGUGGCGUACUGAGUGACUGCUUCAGAGCGGAAGAGAGAGGCACGGCGACCGCCAUAUACAGUCUUGCCCCUUUUCUAGGCCCAGCGGUUGGGCCGAUUGCUGCUGGAUAUCUCACCCAAUACAUGUCAUGGCGCUGGAUCUUCUGGACAGUCUCUAUCGCCGAUGCAGUCGUCCAAAUCCUCGCCUUUCUCUUUCUAUCCGAGACCUACGCACCUAAAAUCCUGGCUGUAAAGGCCAAGAAGCUGCGCAAAGUAACCGGCAACAAGAAUCUUCGCACCGAAUAUGAACGGCCAGACAGGACUUUUGGCCAGACACUGGCAAAGAAUUUGGUCAGGCCGUUCAGAAUGCUCUUCACGCAACCAGCGUUGCAGAUCACGGCGCUGUACAGGGCUUACCUUUACGGACUGAUGUAUCUCGUCCUCGCGUCGUUCCCACUUGUGUGGAGCGAGCAAUACGACCAGGAACCUGGUCCGGCAAGUCUCAACUACAUUUCACUCGGCGUCGGCUUCGUCAUCGGACUUCAAGUUUCGGGACCUCUUAUCGACAAGGUGUGUUGGCUUUCCUUACGCAGUUCAAAGAUCCAGACUGAUAUCGUCGAGGUUUACCGAACGCUCAAAACGAGAAACAACGACACUGGCCUUCCGGAAUUCAGGAUACCUCUCAUGUUCCCGACAGCCAUAGUCACGCCCAUCGGUCUUCUUCUCUACGGCAUAGCGGCACAUUUCAAAAUUCACUGGAUCGUCCCAAACAUCGGCGCAGCGAUCCUGGCUGCGGGGCUUAUUCUAUCUUUUCAGUGUGUACAGACAUACGUUAUUGAUUCGUAUGAGAGGUAUGCUGCGAGCGCUGCUGGAGCAGCCGCAUUCGUGAGAACGAUGGCUGGCUUCAGUUUUCCUCUGUUUGCGCCGAAGCUGUAUGAUGUGCUGGGCAUAGCAUGGGGGAAUGCGCUUCUCUCUGGGAUCGUUCUUGUGAUGGGCAUCAUUGUGCCGGUGGUCAUGUGGAAGUGGGGUGCCUGGCUGCGAAGCAAGAGUCAGUACUGUGCUGGUUAG
Colletotrichum siamense is the source of this 1326-nucleotide messenger RNA. It is a transcript of the gene vrtL-0, whose product is annotated as Efflux pump vrtL. Lineage: Eukaryota; Fungi; Ascomycota; Sordariomycetes; Glomerellales; Glomerellaceae. Gene Ontology annotation, biological process: transmembrane transport. The transcript has 4 exons. The record is from RefSeq and is a predicted model, not a curated record. The coding region runs from base 1 to 1326 and encodes 441 amino acids. Gene Ontology annotation, molecular function: transmembrane transporter activity.